CCAACAAAGCUAUAAAUAGCAGCAGCACACUGCAGUCGUGGAGGAAGUCACUCAUCCCGUACCAGACCAACAAUAUCUAAAUUCUGCGCUUUCCGCUUCUUCAUCUACUCUGUUGUCACCUUGCAAGUUCUGGUUGUUCUUCUCAUUCUGUGCUCUCCAUUUCUUUCUUGCAAAAACCCAGAAACUCAUUUCUUUUAUGGCCGAAGUCUCGCUCUCCUCCGUUCAAAUCAUCAGCGGUAACGGCAGCUUCAAUGCCGCCGUUCUAGACCGAUUCGUCCGCCCCACCAAGCUCCCCAAUUGUGGCCUUGCUUACAAAAUUGUCGCUGUGAUAGGCCCACAAAGCAGCGGGAAAAGUACUCUAUUGAAUCAUCUCCUUGGUACAGAGUUUAAAGAGAUGGAUGCAUCAGAAGGAAGGAGUCAGACAACUCGUGGAAUUUGGAUAGGGAAGUGUGAUGGCAUUGUGCCUUCCACUAUUGCCAUGGAUAUAGAGGGCACCGAUGGGAGUGAAAGAGGCGAGGAUGACACUGCUUUUGAGAAACAGAGUGCCUUGUUUGCUUUGGCAACUGCAAAUAUUGUACUGAUAAAUAUUGUCAUGUGUAGUUGGUGCCAUGAUAUCGGUCGGGAGCACGCUGCCAAUAAGCCUCUUCUGAAAAUUGUUUUCCAGGCCAUGAUGAAACUGUUCAGCCCCCGUAAAACUACCCUCCUGUUUGUUAUACGUGAUAAAACUAAGACGCCGCUUGCAAAACUGGAUAAGAAUUUAAGACAGGAUAUUGAGAAGGUAUGGGAUGCAGUUCCUAAACCUGAGGCCCAUAAAAACACUCCUCUGAGUGAGUUUUUUAAUGUGGAGGUCACUGCUUUAUCUAGCUAUGAAGAGAAGGAGGAGCAGUUUAAAGAGCAGGUUGCUGAACUAAGAGAGCAGAUUGUCAAUUUGAUAUCUCCGAGAGGACUAGCUGGAGAUGGACGAGGUGCUGUUCCUGCCUCAGGAUUUUCUUUUAGUGCACAGCAGAUAUGGAAACAUAUAAAAGAAAACAAGGAUCUGGAUCUUCCUGCUCAUAAGGUAAUGGUGGCAACCGUUCGGUGUGAAGAAAUUGCCAAUGAGAAGCUCCAUCGUUUGUUUGCUGAUGAGAAUUGGUUGGCAUUGGAGGCUGCUGUUCAGGAGGGUCCUGUCCAGGGAUUUGGACAAAGGCUUAAUGCCAUUCUCUAUCCAUAUCUUUCUGAGUAUGACAAAGAGACGGUCUACUUUGAUGAAAAUGUGAGAACUGUAAAACGUGAAUAUUUGCUGUCAAAAGCAUUCGAUGAGGCUUACAAACGGGUUCCCGAUAGGUCCACUCCACCUCCGCCUCCGGCCAACUUCUGGUCAAUUGCACCCGGGGUUGCAUCGGCAGCUGUGUCAGCAACUGGACUUGUUCUUAAUUUCAUCGGUUGAAGUACGUAGUUAUGUGAUCUGAAUAGGUUAGUUUGAUGCGUACACGGAUCUGUACACCGCUGGACUGUACAAAUCUUGUUUUGUUGUGCAUUUGGCAAUUCUUCGAAUAUUGAGUAGGGUUAGAUAUUUGUACUCGUACCAACUCUUUUAAACAAACCGACAUGUUUCAGGAUGAUUGUCUGAUUUUAAAACCCUAGAAUUUUGCUUCCUUA
Messenger RNA from Mangifera indica (mango), 1638 nucleotides. Its product is annotated as protein ROOT HAIR DEFECTIVE 3 homolog 2-like. NCBI's taxonomy places the organism in Eukaryota, Viridiplantae, Streptophyta, Magnoliopsida, Sapindales, Anacardiaceae. The transcript has 14 exons. Gene Ontology annotation, molecular function: GTP binding; GTPase activity. Gene Ontology annotation, cellular component: endoplasmic reticulum. Gene Ontology annotation, biological process: endoplasmic reticulum membrane fusion. The record is from RefSeq and is a predicted model, not a curated record. Bases 197 to 1426 code for a protein of 409 amino acids.